This is a messenger RNA of Quercus lobata, 2691 nucleotides long. Its product is annotated as Endomembrane protein 70 protein family. Lineage: Eukaryota; Viridiplantae; Streptophyta; Magnoliopsida; Fagales; Fagaceae. Bases 312 to 2288 code for a protein of 658 amino acids. The transcript has 2 exons. The record is from RefSeq and is a predicted model, not a curated record. Gene Ontology annotation, biological process: protein localization to membrane. Gene Ontology annotation, cellular component: membrane.
UUUAUCAGUAGCGUGUUUCUCAUUGAACGAAGGUUCCAGUUAUAUCAUUCUCAUAGCAUAGCAUAGAAUAUAGCAUAGCAUAGCAUAUAGCAUAGGGUUCCCCUUCCAACUCUUGCCUUUCUUUUAUCGCUCACCCCCGAUUGCUCUCCACUCAGAGAGAGACAGAGACAGAGAGAAAGAAAUAUCCUCAGAUCAACAACAAAAUCAGAUCUGUGCUUUGAUCCGAUCUCGCUCCACAGCCUUGUAGCUGUAACUCACACACACAGAUCCACCAUCACUGUUUCUAAGAUCUGGGUCUUUUCAGUUUCGCAAUGGCUUUAUCAAAGCCAUUCUUGAAAUGGGUUUUCCUGUUCUUGGUUUUUCUCUCUGCACAUACUACUUGCAACGCAUUUUACCUUCCUGGAAGCUAUAUGCACACAUAUUCGCCUCGGGAUUCCAUAUUUGCCAAAGUCAAUUCCUUGACUUCCAUCGAAACCGAGCUUCCUUUCAGCUACUAUAGUCUCCCUUACUGCCAACCCCCUGAGGGUAUCAAGAAAAGUGCUGAGAAUCUCGGCGAGCUCCUCAUGGGAGAUCAGAUCGAUAACUCCCCAUACCGUUUCCGGAUGAAUGUUAAUGAAACAGUUUACUUGUGUACUACCCAGCCGUUGAAGGAGAACGAGGUUAAGCUCUUGAAACAGAGAACCCGUGAUUUGUAUCAAGUGAAUAUGAUUCUUGAUAACUUGCCUGCCAUGAGGUACUCUAGGCAAAAUGAUGUGAGCAUUCAGUGGACUGGGUAUCCUGUCGGGUUCACUCAAAAUAAUAAGGAAGAUUACAUCAUUAAUCAUCUCAAGUUCAAGGUUUUGGUUCACGAAUAUGAGGGGAGUGGUGUGGAGAUCAUUGGGACUGGGGAAGAAGGUAUGGGGGUGAUUUCGACUGAUGCGGAUAAGAGAAAGGCGUCCGGGUUUGAAAUUGUUGGUUUUGAGGUUGUCCCUUGCAGUGUGAAGCAUGAUCCCGAAGUCAUGCUGAAACAUAAAAUGUAUGACAAUAUUGAUCCUGUGACCUGCCCUUCUGAGCUUGACAAGUCUCAGAUAAUACGGGAGCAAGAGAGGGUGUCAUUCACCUAUGACGUUGAAUUUGUGAAAAGCGAUAUAAGAUGGCCAUCAAGAUGGGAUGCUUAUUUGAAGAUGGAGGGUGCCCGAGUCCACUGGUUCUCUAUCUUGAAUUCAGUAAUGGUUAUCUUUUUCCUGGCUGGUAUAGUUUUUGUUAUAUUCUUGAGGACAGUGAGAAGGGAUCUAACAAGGUAUGAGGAAUUGGACAAAGAAUCUCAAGCUCAGAUGAAUGAGGAGCUUUCUGGGUGGAAGCUUGUUGUGGGUGAUGUCUUCAGAGAACCAAAUUGCCCCAAGCUACUUUGCGUGAUGGUCGGUGAUGGGGUUCAGAUUUUAGGGAUGGCAAUUGUCACUAUUGUUUUUGCAGCUUUUGGUUUCUUGUCACCAGCUUCACGGGGAAUGUUACUUACUGGAAUGAUUGUUCUGUAUCUUUUCCUUGGAAUUGCUGCUGGUUAUGUUGGUGUACGCCUCUGGAGAACCUUAAAGGGAACUUCAGAAGGUUGGAAGUCUGUUUCCUGGUCGGUGGCAUGCUUCUUUUCUGGAAUUGUCUUUGCUAUCCUCACGGCAUUAAAUUUCAUUCUAUGGGGCAGCAAGAGUACUGGUGCCAUUCCCAUUUCCUUGUACUUUUUACUGCUGUUCCUCUGGUUCUGCGUUUCAGUGCCACUUACCCUCCUGGGAGGAUUAUUGGGGACACGAGCUGAGGCAAUUCAGUACCCUGUGCGAACCAACCAGAUCCCUAGGGAAAUUCCUGCACGCAAAUAUCCAUCAUGGCUUCUUGUUCUUGGUGCUGGGACCCUGCCAUUUGGAACCCUCUUUAUUGAGCUAUUCUUUAUUCUUACUAGCAUCUGGCUUGGCAGGUUUUAUUAUGUCUUUGGGUUCCUGCUGAUUGUUCUUUUGUUGCUAGUUAUUGUUUGUGCUGAAGUGUCAGUGGUCCUCACCUACAUGCAUCUAUGUGUGGAGGAUUGGCAGUGGUGGUGGAAAGCUUUCUUUGCUUCAGGUUCAGUUGCCCUUUACGUGUUCCUGUACUCAAUCAAUUACUUGGUUUUUGACCUGAAAAGUUUGAGUGGGCCUGUGUCAGCCAUUCUAUAUCUCGGCUAUUCACUGAUCAUGGCAUUUGCGAUCAUGUUGGCAACUGGCACCAUUGGCUUCCUUAUGUCUUUCUACUUUGUUCAUUACCUAUUCUCGUCCGUAAAGAUUGAUUAAAAAGUGAUAGCUGGUAUUCUUCAUCAACCAGUUGCAGAAGGCUCUGGUAUGUAGGAAGAGGAAAAUAAUUUUCUCGGAUAAUCUUUUUGGCGUUUACUUGUCUGAGGCUGACUGUUUACAGCUCAUAUUAAGAGGCUCUCAGAUGGUUUGAUGAUGCUAUAAAAGCCUGUUAUAUUUUCUAUGCAUCUUGAGUUUAGAGAACAGCAAAGUUGUAAUCCCCCCUUUUCUCUCUUUGUUGUACUUUUUUUAUGCUUUUCCACAAUUACUAAUAUUGAGGUUCAUUUGCACUAUCUGUUUCAGUUUAAUCAUAUUGUUCUAGGAAGUUGUAAUUGUUUGAACUUUCUAUCCUUAUUCUCUUUCAUUUUAUAAUUGAAUAGAAAGGUUGAUUGGUCAUUUGAUUUUA